Molecule: messenger RNA, 2772 nt
Organism: Gavialis gangeticus (Gharial)
Lineage: Eukaryota; Metazoa; Chordata; Crocodylia; Gavialidae
Gene: MGAT3
Product: mannosyl (beta-1,4-)-glycoprotein beta-1,4-N-acetylglucosaminyltransferase
Exons: 2
Coding region: 1106-2611 (501 amino acids)
Biological process (GO): protein N-linked glycosylation; N-acetylglucosamine metabolic process
Cellular component (GO): membrane
Molecular function (GO): beta-1,4-mannosylglycoprotein 4-beta-N-acetylglucosaminyltransferase activity
Source: RefSeq, a predicted model, not a curated record
AGGGAAGGGGAAGCCAGAUGAGGCAGGGAGAGAGUGGAUUGAGCUGUCACAGGCUGCACUUCUCUCAAGGGGUUUCUGAUGACAACUGCAGGGAAAACUUGGACCGCCGCAAAGCCCUUCUCCAUCUCCUAGAGUAGACCUGGGACCUCUCUAAGUACAGAACUGGAAUCAUAAGGGAAACUGAACCCCUACCAGGACAAAGCCCUGAGAGCCCUCUUCAAAGAGAGGCCCUCCACUCAGCAGCAAACCCCACCCUAUGAGUGGGGAAAUUCAAGUCACCAAGAGCAGCCAUCAUUACCCCAAGUGCAGCUUGAGUCAUCAGGAAACCUGCAGCCCCCUGAGAACAGACAUUUAAGUCGCCACCUACACCCCCGCCCCAACAGCAGGGCCUGAAUCACCAGGAACCCCCAGUCCUUCAGAGUGGAGCUUUUGUUUUCUGCAUCCCUCCUUCCAAAGGGGCAUUUGAGUCAGCACUAAACACCUUGAAUGACAAGUCACUUGUCAUUCCUUAUGGAUAGAGCUUGAGUCACCAUCUGCUCCUGAGAGGAGAGCACAAGUUGACUGGGGUCUGCCCAAAUCAGAGCUCAAGGCAGCUAAGAACCUCCUGGAGAGGGGAGUGUGAGAUGAUGGGAAUCCUGGUUGAAAAUGCAGCUCCAGUCUCCAGAGCUCCCAUUUCUGGAGCAGAAGAUCCAUCCAGAGUCUUUGCUGUUCUUUAGACCAAGUAGUAAGAGUGGGGAAGAUGCCUUAUAAGCCAGGAUUACAGAAGAGUAUUCCUCUUGCUUCAUUUCUGGGGAUGUCCUGAUUUCCUCCAGCUUCACAUGCUUGCAGACAUCCUCUAGGUUCGGAAUUAAAGCCCCCAACCUCAUGUACAGCAGAGUGGGGAUGAAGCCUUGAGUCUCUCGCCAAGUAUCACAGAGCUCCCAUUCCAGUGUGGGACCUCCCUCUCCACCCCAAGAUGAUUUUGCAGCAGUGAUGGGAAAUCUGCUGCAGGUGUGACGUGCCCUCCUUGCAAGGGUGCUCUAUUGUACCUGCAUAGCUCAGAGUGAAUCAUCUGGAUAUUCAGGAGGCUCUGAUAGAUACAGAAUGCACAUAGUCAAGAGAGAGGAUGAAGAUGAGACGCCACAAGCUCUUUUUGACUCUCUGCAUGGCUGGUCUCUGCCUCAUUUCCUUCCUGCACUUCCUCAAGGCUCUCUCUUAUGUCACCUUCCCCCGGGAGCUGGCUUCACUUAGUCCCAACCUUGUCUCCAGCUUCUUCUGGAACAAUGCACCAGUCACACCGCAGGUCAGUCCUGAGCCGGGGGGACCCGAGUUCCUCCGCACACCACUUUACUCCCACUCACCCUUGCUCCAGCCCCUGUCUCCCAGCAGAGCCAGUGAGGAGCUACACAGAGUUGAGUUUGUUCUGCCAGAAGACACAUCAGAGUAUUUUGUCCGUACCAAAGCCGGUGGUGUCUGCUUCAAACCAGGCACCAAGAUGUUGGAGAAGCCACCAGUGGUCCGGCCAGAGGAGAGAUCAGACAGUGCUGCAUCGGGGCGGCCAGCCCGUAAGCCGCUGAGCGCCGGUGGGACGAAGCGGCGCAAGUGGGUGGAAUGCGUGUGCUUGCCUGGCUGGCAUGGUCCAAGCUGUGGGGUGCCCACUGUGGUCCAGUACUCAAACCUGCCCACCAAGGAUAGGCUUGCACCGCGGGAGACACCCCGGCGGGUCAUCAAUGCCAUCAAUGUCAACCACGAGUUUGACCUCCUGGACGUCCGCUUCCAUGAAUUGGGCGAUGUGGUAGACACCUUUGUGGUCUGCGAGUCUAACUUCACAGCAUAUGGCGAGCCACGCCCACUCAAGUUCCGUGAGAUGCUGCUCAAUGGCUCCUUCGACUACAUCCGCCACAAGGUGCUGUACGUCUUCCUGGACCACUUCCCCCUCGGCGGGCGCCAGGAUGGCUGGAUCGCCGAUGACUACCUGCGCACCUUCCUGACCCGGGAUGGCAUCUCCCGCCUCCGAAACCUGCGCCCAGAUGACGUCUUCAUCAUUGAUGAUGCGGACGAGAUCCCAGCCCGCGAUGGCGUGCUCUUUCUCAAGCUCUAUGAUGGCUGGACAGAACCCUUUGCCUUCCACAUGCGCAAGUCCCUCUAUGGCUUCUUCUGGAAGCAGCCAGGCACCUUGGAGGUGGUCUCUGGAUGCACAGUGGGGAUGCUGCAGGCCGUCUAUGCUACCGAUGGGAUCCGCCUGCGCCGCCGGGAGUACUAUACCAUGCCUGGCUUCCGGCAGUAUGAGAACAGCACGGGACACAUCCUGGUGCAGUGGUCACUGGGCAGCCCUCUCCAUUUUGCUGGCUGGCACUGUUCCUGGUGUUUCACACCAGAGGGCAUCUACUUCAAACUGGUGUCAGCCCAGAAUGGGGACUUCCCCCGCUGGGGUGAUUAUGAGGACAAGCGGGACCUCAACUAUAUCCGGGAACUGAUCCGGACUGGGGGGUGGUUUGAUGGCACCACCCAGGAGUACCCCCCCGCUGACCCUAAGGAACAGAUGUACGCCCCAAAGUACCUGCUAAAACACUAUGAGCGGUUCCGCUACCUCCUGGAGAAUCCCUACCGGAGGGCAGAGGUGGCUGGGUGAGGGGUGUGGGGCUUGCAUGGGAAAUGAACAACACAGCAAAGGGAAAGAGUAGGGUAUUUCCUCUUUUGGGUUUUUUUUCCUGGUUUUGGUUUCAGCUGGGGUGUACCAUUUCUUUCUAGUCUCUGCCUCUGGAGUGGAGCUGGGGGGUGGGGGGGUUAUUC